UGUCUCUCUAUCACUCAAAUUAUCCCACUUAUAUAUACUCGACCCUCUCUCUCUUUCCCUCUCCCUCCUUACCACCAUGUGGAUAACCAUUUUCCCUCUCCCUCCUUCCCACAUCUCCACAAACUACACUUUCACUCUCUGAUCCAUGGCUCCCAACCGUCAUUUCCUCGCCGUCGCUGCCACCGUCAUCGCCGCCCUUUCUACUUGCUGCCAUGCUGCCGCUACCGCGGAAUUCUUCUCCAUCAUGACCAAUUCCGUUCCGGUGCCCAAUUGGAAAGGCCCGAGCUACUGCAACUACACCGGAGUUUCAUGCGACGACCAACAUAACGUGGUGGAGCUAGACCUCUCCGGCUGGUCCCUCACCGGAAAAUUCCCAGAAGAAAUAUGCACGUAUCUUCCACGACUUAGCAGCCUCCGCAUCGGAUUAAACACUUUCCACGGCGACUUCCCUCUCGGCAUCACCGGCUGCUCCUUCCUGGAGGAGCUCAACAUGAGCGCCACGCACCUCACCGGACCCCUGCCCGACUUCUUCCCAUUGAAGAAGCUGAGGAUUCUCGACCUCUCCUACAACAAAUUCUCCGGCGACUUCCCCAUGUCGAUCACCAACCUCACCAAUCUGGAGGUGUUGAAUUUCAACGAGAACCCGGGUUUCAACCUGUGGAAGCUGCCCGAGAAUCUGACGGGGCUAACAACGCUCAAGACACUGGUCCUGUCGACCUGCCAGCUCUACGGCACCCUCCCGCCGUGGCUGGGCAACAUGACUUCCCUCGUCGACCUCGAGCUGACCGGAAACGCCUACACGGGCAGCAUCCCGCCCCAGCUGGGGCGCCUCCGCAACCUGCGGCAGCUCGAGCUCUACUACAACCACCUGACCGGAGAGCUGCCCGAAGAGAUCGGCAACUUGACGGAGUUACGAGACCUGGACAUGUCCGUCAACAAGUUCAGCGGCGGGAUACCGGAGUCCAUCUGCCGCCUCCCGAAGCUGGAGUACUUACAGUUCUACAACAGCUGCUUGACGGGCCCCAUCCCCGCCGCCAUCGGGAACUCCACCACCUUGAAGAUGCUCUCCCUCUACGGCAACUUCCUGACCGGCGAGGUCCCCCGGGACCUGGGGCGGCGGUCCCCGCUCCUGGCUGUGGAGCUCUCCGAGAACAACCUCACGGGCGGGCUGCCCGACGGCAUGUGCAGCAGGGGCAGCCUUAGCUACCUCCUCCUUCUAAAGAACAUGCUGUCGGGCGAGCUACCCGUGAGCUAUUCGAAUUGCAGCUCCCUGGUCCGCUUCCGCGUCAGCAACAACAACUUCGUGGGGAACAUUCCAGAAGGUCUCCUCUCCCUGCCGCACGUGUCGAUCAUCGACGUUGCCUACAACAAUCUCACCGGCUCCAUCAGCCAGUCCAUUCGUCUUGCCAGCAAUUUAUCAGAGCUGUUCGUGCAGGGAAACAGGAUCUCCGGCGCCAUACCGCAGGAGAUCUCCCUCGCCACGAACCUCGUGAAAAUGGACCUCAGCUACAAUCUUCUAUCGGGGCCCAUCCCAUCCGAAAUCGGAGAGCUGAGACGGCUGAAUGUCCUUCUCUUGCAAGGGAACAUGCUGAGCUCAUCCAUUCCUGAAGCUCUCUCGAACCUCAGCUCGUGUAACGUGGUUGACCUCUCCAACAACCGUCUCUCGGGUGAGAUACCGGAGAGCCUGUCGAGACUGCUGCCCAACUCGCUCAACUUCUCCAACAACCAGCUCUCCGGCCCCAUCCCGCUCCCCUUCAUGAACCAGGGCAUGCUCGAGAGCUUCGCGGGGAAUCCAGGCCUCUGCGUCCCCGGGAAGCUAGACGCGUCGGGCCCAGACUUGGCCGCCUGCCCGCAAUCAUACGGGCGGAGGAAGGGCAACAGCCUCUGGCUGAUCCUCAUAUCGGUAGGCGUGGUAAUAGUCGGGACGGCUCUGUACCUGAGGAGGUGGUUGGGCAGAGACAGAGUCGGGAUGGAAAACGAGGAGUCCCUGCUCUUCUCGUACGAGAUCAAGAGCUUCCACCGCAUAAGCUUCGAGCAGAGGGAGAUCGUGGAGGCGAUGGUGGAGAAGAACAUCGUGGGAUACGGGGGGUCGGGCACGGUGUACAGGAUCGAGCUGAACAACGGGGAGGAGGUGGCGGUGAAGAAGCUGUGGAGCGGGAAAAACAAGGUGGUUCUGGACAAGGAGCUGAAGACGGAGGUGGAGACGGUGGGGAGCAUAAGGCACAAGAACAUCGUGAAGCUGUAUUGCUACUUGUGGAGGGCCGAGUGCAGCCUGCUGGUGUACGAGUACAUGCCGAAUGGGAACCUGUGGGACGCACUGCACAAGGGGAAGGUGGUGCUGGACUGGCCCGUGCGGCACCAGGUGGCGCUCGGGGUGGCGCAGGGCCUGGCCUACCUCCACCACGACCUCAUGCCGCCUAUCAUUCAUAGAGACAUCAAGUCAACUAAUAUCCUCCUGGAUGUUGACUACCAGCCCAAGGUGGCCGACUUUGGCAUUGCCAAAGUGCUGCAGGCCGCGGAGGCCACCACCACGGUGGUGGCAGGAACUUAUGGCUACUUGGCGCCGGAAUAUGCAUUUUCAUCCAAGGCGACGACCAAGUGCGACGUGUACAGCUUCGGGGUGGUGCUGAUGGAGCUGAUAACGGGGAAGAAGCCGGUGGAGGCGGAGUUUGGGGAGAGCAACAACAUCAUAUACUGGGUGUCCACAAAGGUGGAGACCAAGGAAGGGGCGAUGGAGGUGUUGGAUGAGAGGAUCGCGGAGUCGUACAGAGAUGAGAUGAUCAAGGUGCUACGGAUCGCUAUACGCUGCACGUGCGCCACUGCGGCGCUGCGCCCCACCAUGAACGAGGUGGUGCAGCUGCUCAUGGAGGCCGACCCUUGCAGGUUUCAGUGCUGCACCGUUUCGAAUAAGACACCACCAACCACCACCAACACAAAGGACCAGUUCGAUUAGUCAUUAAUUAAUUAAUUAUCACUUUUAUAUAUCUACACAUAUAUGCAUGCAUCAUAUUAGUACUAGUAACUAAACUAACUACUCCAAGACAAGAUUUUUUUUUUUUUUUUGUCAAAGUAGUAGUAGGAAGAAUCUCACACUUUUUCUUGAUUUUAUGCACUUUUCUGUCUUGGCCUAUUGUAAAUAUAUAUUUGAGAAUUAUGAUAUGUAUAAAAACUGCUUUAUGGCAACGCUUA
Molecule: messenger RNA, 3189 nt
Organism: Salvia miltiorrhiza (redroot sage)
Lineage: Eukaryota; Viridiplantae; Streptophyta; Magnoliopsida; Lamiales; Lamiaceae
Product: receptor protein-tyrosine kinase CEPR1
Exons: 1
Coding region: 146-2953 (935 amino acids)
Biological process (GO): protein phosphorylation
Molecular function (GO): ATP binding; protein kinase activity; protein binding
Source: RefSeq, a predicted model, not a curated record